UCUCUGCGGGAUUUCCACACAGCAGCAGCUAAUUGCUAACAACCGUGAACACACCAGGACACCGAGGGAAUCAAACUAGCGCUUUCCUCAGCCGGGAGACGUCUCAAAUCCAUCAAAAACUGGGAGAAAUGUACAAAUAACGAACGCGUUUAUUUGGAGCACUGUAUUUCUUCUCCUGCUCCAGGGCCGCUGAUGAGCCCCGUUUUUGGAGGGAACUUGCUGCUGAUUUGAAGGUAGGCCCCAUCCUCAGGCCUGGCUCCGCUGAAUGCCCCGGUUGCAUCGAUGCAGAUGAAUAAUGUUCUUUCUGUCGGUGACCAGCAGUCUUGACGGCAAACUCCAAUGCACCUGAUCCACACCGAGCCUCAAUACCAUCCUUACCAACUGCGGUGGCCCUCAAUCUCCUGAGCAUUCUGAAGAUUGGCAACGCCAUGUCCCAUCCCCUGUAUAACCCCUACGCUCCUGGGAAUCAAACUCCAUCCCAGGUGCAAUAUGGACUCUCUAGCGUACAGACGCAGAGGGAUCCUCGGAAGGCAUCGAAUCUCCUGGGACCUGGACCAAGUCUCAAGCCUUCUGGAGCUGCUUUUGUAGCUGUUGGGACACCUGGGGGAACUAGGCCAGUAAUCUACAGCCCUGAACCAAAUCGGAAAGCAGAACACAAGAACUCGAUGAGUUUUGUAGACUUGCAUAUUAACAAAGCAAGGGGGGAGCAUCAAACAUCAAACAUGAAGCAUCAAACUUUAGGCCAAGGUGUUCCUCUUACCAACACUCAGAGAGACUGUUUUCCAGCCUCAAGCACAAGGGUAACCUCCUUUCCGACAUCCUCAACUUCUCAAGGAAAUCAAAACUGUAAUGUUGGCAGUGGUUCCUUGGACUGGCUCCCUCUCUACAAAAGGACCACAGAGGGUAAAUCCUCAAAAACCUUUACAUCUGCUUCAUCUGACUAUCAAAGCGGUGGUGAUGGCAGUUUUAAUGCCUCCAAAGGACAAUCUGAUACGCCGUCCAUUCCAGGUCUAGGUGAUUUAGGUGAUCCACUGCCAGAAGAAUCAACCCUAUCUAUCGGGUCCAGUCACCCACAGUACACUUCAAAAUCAGCCCUCAAUGUCCUCUGGCAACUUGGAAUUGAAAUGGACGACUUGAAAUAUCUCCUUGCAUACCCCGAAGAUCAGAUCACCCCCGACAGUCUGCCAUCAAUCUUGAGACAGAUCCGCAUGCAGAAGGCCAAGGACGCUACCGCCGGAGUGCCGUCAGCAACCUGCUCUGGACCUAAACCCGCCACAAGCACGACUGGAAUGGAGAGACUAGGUUCCUCCAGAGAGGGAGGGAAAGGCCAGGGAGAAUUAAAACAACCAAUUCUUAAACCAAAUAAAGUUAUUGAUUAUGGACAUACUGGGAAGUACAAUGCAGCGGUUGGAGGGAACUUUGAAAGAACUGUUGGGGGUAGCACUAAGAGCGAUGGGAAAAGGUGCUUUUUGUUGGACAGUGGAGACGCCCUGCAACAAAGCACAACACAGGUGAAAAGUGGUGCCUUGGUUUCUUCUCGUGACCAGAACAGUUCUGCUACCAGUUUCAGCUCAUUCAAGAAGCCCCAGGCGUCUGCAGAUACUCCUCCGACCGGACAAAUGCAGAGUCGUCCAAACCAGACUUCACAACCAGUCUUAAACACCGCUCCUUUGUCAAACAAAGACGCAAACCUAAGAUGUCUCACGUCUCAAGUUUCCAGACCUGUCCCGUGGAAACGACCAGAGCCGGAUCCCCAAUCGGCCUUAACCCAAACCCCUGUCCUGCCGAAAGUAAACCAACCGUCCUGCACCCUGUACCGUGGGAUCCACCCGGGUCGUCCUGGCCUGGUACUCAUUGGAAGUAAUGACAACCAUUGCAAGAUUGGUCAGAAUAAAACUCAAGGACAAGCAUCAAACAUGAUUCUGGAGAUGAAAAAGCAGCAACCACAGAGUCAACAACUGCCCCAUCAACCGAAGCAGCCGCCGUUGCAGAUGGGGCAGCCUUUACACCUGAGACCCUUCACUGCCGUGAAGCCCAUGCCCCAGACUUGUGUUGGCCCCGGUCCCAUCGCCCGGCCUCCGGGUCAGCCGUUCUCAGGUCUGACCAAAGCCACGCCGCCUUCCAGUCAGCUGUUUCCAGCUCAGGGGGGGGUGAGCGGAGACCUGCCCACCCGGGCCAUGAUGCAGGACUAUGCUGCCACCACGCCAAGGACAUUUCCUCAUACCUGUUGUCUUUGUAACAAAGAGUGUACCAGUAUGAAGGACUGGCUGUCGCACCAGAACAUCAGCUCUCAUCUGGAGAACUGCAAACUCCUCCGGACCAAAUACCCGGCGUGGAACGGUGAGUUUCAUCCAUUGCCACGGGGAGCUGGUAAAGAUGCCAAGCCUCCAACCUCAGCUCCCGCCAAGGCUCCCCAGAGUCGCUACCAGAAAACCAAAGACGAGAGCCACUCUCGCUCGCACAGUCCUCCCUGCCAGCGGGGAUCCAACGAUUGGAGGCAGAAACGCGACAGCAGAUCUCGCUCACGCAGCCCUCGCCCGUGGAAGAGGGAAAAACCCGACAGCAGAUCUCGCUCACGCAGCCCUCGCCCGUGGAAGAGGGAAAAACCCGACAGCAGAUCUCGCUCACGCAGCCCUCGCCAGUGGAAGAGGGAAAAACCAGACAGCAGAUCUCGUUCCCGGAGCCCUCGCCAGUGGACCAGGGAUAAACGCAGCAGCCGAUCACGAUCCAGAAGUCCAGUUUACCACCGCGGCUCGGGGGGAAGAUGGGAACAACAGUUUAGACGUUCACGCAGUCCCCGCCGCCACUAUGAGCCAGAGAACAGGAGAGAGACGUGGAGCAGGAGAUCGCCGUCGCCGCAUAACUUCAGAUACGAUCGCAGGUCUCGGUCUCGGUCCGUCUCUCCGCCGUACGACUCGUCGAGCUCCUCCCACUACGAACCGCGGUCCAGGAGUCAGGAGAGACGGCUCUCGCCCAAGAGGAGAGUGGAGAAGCGGCUCUCGCCCUGGAGGAGUCACGAGCAGCGAGCGUCUCCGAGAGGCCUGGACCAGCGGCCGCCGGCAACCAGAGGCCACGAGAGACCGUCCACCUCGGAGGCGGCGCUGCCGCCGCGAAGGAAGCCGACCAACGCAGACAGACUGGCCAAGAAACUGCUCAAGACAUCAGCCGUGCAGUCCCUGUCCAACCAGUCGGACCUGGUGAAAGCUGUGGUCGAGUCUCUGGCUCCCGCCUUAGUGGCCGAGCUUUCUAAAAUGACCUCGGCCUCCUCCGCUGCCUCGACGCCGUCGUCCUCCAAACCGGUGAAGGACGAGGCCUCGUCUAAAUCCACCAAAGCAAAGCCGAGCCACCAGAAGAGCAGGACCAGCUCUUCCACCAAGCUGAAGUCGAACAAACCUUUGCCUGCAAGCAUCCUGAAGCUCAAGAGCAUCUACGGUUUUACCUCUCAAGACGAAGUGCUCUCUGCCAUGGAGAAGUUUGGCAAAGUCAAGUCGGUGGUGUUGCACAAGUCCAAGCCGGAGGCCAUCGUGCGUUUCAAGAGGGCGGAAGACGGAGAGACACUGAAGAGCUUAAAGGGUUUUAAAAUAAGUGGAUUGCCGAUUAAAGUGGUCAGAGUGAAGGUUGCUAGUUCCACAAAGUCUCACGCGACGAGUCGCUUGAAGCCUCAGCACCAGAGGUGCUCCACAUCUGGAAGGUUCCCAACGGGACGUCAAGUCUCGCUUGGGACGAAGGGAAAACCGCUGCGCGUCCGAUCCGCCGUGCUCCUGGUGGGACCCAGGCCGAAGUCCUCCGUAACACUUGCAUCAAGAGUGCAUGCUGGACCGUCUCGAGAAGCCAGAGUCUCCUCCGCCCCGACGGUUUCCUCCAGGAAAGUUAAAACAACUUUAACUUCAGCUUCUGGAGUCAGAAAAACCACAAAAGACACGAAAGCUAAAGUCUCUGCUUCAACAGCAAAAACUGUCCCGACCAAGCCGCCAGUCAAAACGCUGAAAACCAGCAACGUUGCUGGAAAAGUUGCUGGAAAAGUAACCGCCAAACCAGUAAAAAUAAUUCGAACUAUUUCAGGAUACAAUAAGUCACAUAUCCCAGAAAAGAAGGGCGUUUCUGGUGCCUGUAAACAAAAGCCAAGUCCUAUAAAGUUUGAAAUCACCACUGAAGAGAGGAAGAUAACCCUUGAAGAGACAGUCGUGGCUCUCAAACCCUCAAAUACGCCUGUUAGGGAACCAGGCAAAGACGAAGUCAGGAAGGUUCCAGCUCCAAAAGCAGAACCUAAAACCGAAGCUGGGACUUCAGCUGUCGCUGUGAAGCAGGAAAAGGUGGAAGUAACCGUAGCAACGGUGGAAAAUGAUGAGACGAAGCCUCCAGAAUCAGAAGAUGCUGCCGGUUGUGAAACGAAGCCGCCGGCAGGACUCGUCAAGGUUGAGACGACUGAAGUCAGAGAUCAGACGGAGGUCGGGGAGUCGCGGGGGGCAGAACCCGCCGGACCUGGAGGUUCUGGUGAGGCUGAAGGACAGGAGGGGGUUGAUACCAACACCUCACCAGGGAAACCCGGCCAGAGUCCUCCGUCCCUCCCUGCUACGUCUCCGCUGAAGCUGGAUCCAGCUGAGAGAGCAGCUGAAGACCCGCUGGACGCUUCAUCACGGCUCCAGCAGAACCUGCAGGUCCAGGAACCAGAACCUGCUACGGAGACGACGGAGACAAACACAGAGCAGCAAGGUCCCGGGGCUGAUGGGAAAACUGAGGAAGGUGUUUCAGCAGCGUCACCUGAAGCAGCAGAGCAGCGGCAGACGGAGGCGACGGCAUCAUCCGGAGCUGCUGUUGCCCCCCCGACAGCUGAGGGGGAGAUGGAGACGCCCCAGAACCCAGAAGAGACCAGUCCAGUCCAGAUGGAAACCAGCGGCUCAGCAGAGGUUCAGGAUGAAAUGAAAGACGUCUUUGACGAGGACGGUUUCAACCUGGAGGACUUUGUCACCGUUGAUGAAAUCGUUGAGGAGACGGACGAGACGCCUGCUGACCAAACCUCCUCCUCCUCGUCUGAAAACACCUCAAAAUCAGGAUCAGAAACCAGGUGUUCCUCAGGGCUGACGCCCGGGGCUCCUGAGGGAGACGUCCAGGUGGACACUCUGAUCCAGCAGGGAGAUGCUGCUGAUGAGGAUCCGGUUGGAGAUGGAGGGUUCAAAGGUCAGCAGCCGUUCCAGGGAGACGCUGCUCCGGUCAUCAAUCAGUCUGAUCGAUCGGCAGGAGAAGAUGCAGCUGAUCACAGUACUGAGAAAACUCCAGGGGGAGUAAAACCAGACCAUGGACCUUCAGAGGAAUCCUGCCAGACCUCCGGAGAUGGAGCUCCGCUGUCUCAUGAGGAAAACCACGAAGAAAGAGAAGAAGAAGAAAAAGAAGUGUCUGUAAAGGUGGAUUCAGCUGAUCCGACCGUAACAGAAGGUGGAGGCCAGGAACCUGGAAUAACUGGAAUAACUGGUGACCAGGAACCUGGAAAAACUGGGGACCAGAUCUCCACCGCAGACGUGUACCAGGUCCUCGACUCCCUGGAGGAUCAGUCAGCAACCACUGAGAUGACGUCAGCAGCCGACAACCAGGAGAAUGAUGGGAAAACUCCAACAGAAGAAGGACCAACCAGGAGGAGCCAGUCCAGGACCAGAAGCUCCAGAAGUAAAGAGAAGUCUCCAAAGAAGCAGGACAAAACAGUUAAGAAAUAUGCAACACGGUCGAAGAGCGGCGCUACAGGAAACGACCAAAACACUGAAAACUCAGAAGAGAUGGUGUUUGAAGUGGUUGAUUCCGUUGAGGAUGAAACCGUCCAAACGUCUGCGAGGAGAAGAACCUCUAGAGGGAUGGAGGACGACGAAGCUGCAGCAGGAAAAUCAGCAAUCGUGACGAGAUCCAGAGGAAGGAAAGUGAUGGAGAAAAUAAAGACGGGGGAGUCUCCGACGACGAGGAGAAAUUCACUGAAACGAAAAGUAGAAGAGAGCACACCAACGAAGGAGGAGGAGGCCACGUAUGAAAUACUGGACGCCGUCGACGAAGACGAGGCUGCGGCGGAAGAAAAGCCGAGGAGAGGAAGACCGAAGAAAACCGCUAAGAAGCAGCAAACGUCGGCAGCGAGGAACAAAGCUGCUGCUGACGACGAAGAGGAGGAAGAAUAUCAGAUUCUGGACUCGGUGGAGGACGAGGCGGUGGACAGUCAGACUCCCGUCACGGAGACGGAGAAGGACGGAGACGGGAAACCCGAGACGGGAACCCAGUCCCCCGUAAACGAGGAGGAAGAGGAGCCCGUCUACCAGAUAGUAGAUUCUCUGGAGGAGGAUCCGGUCCAGGAGGAGCCGACGAAGAGCGAAGGACGUCCAGUGAGAGACGAAGCAUCUGUCGUAGCGGCAUCAACGAAUCAGACAAACGCAACCGGAACAGGAGCCGACGACUACGAGGAAGUGAGUGAGGAAGAGGAGGAUUACGCCACCUAUGAUACAGCGGAGGAAGAGGAGCUGAAGAGAAGACAGGCUGCUGCUGCUGAAGAGCGAGAGAAGAGCCAGGAGGAGAGGAGGAGGAGGGAGGAAGGUGGAGGAUACAGCGAUGGCCGAGGACCAGGGAGGGAGGAGAUCCAGGAGAUGCUGACCCUGGACGAGGUGGGGGGGGACGAGGAGGGAGAGGAGGCCGAGCUGCAGGACUUCAUCACGCUGGACGAGAUCAAUGACGAAGAGCCCCCUCCACUCGGCCAGGAGAGGCAAUCUGAGGCUUUUCCAGCUUUAGUUGAAGAAAAGAAAACUUCAAGAUCUGCAAAACGUAAACACGAGGAUGAUGAUGCAGACCAGGAGUUUGUGGUUCCUAAGUCUGGGUUCUUCUGUAACCUGUGCUCCGUGUUCUACCUGUACGAGAGCACUUCGGAGGAGACGCACUGCAGCAGCCGGGAGCACUACGACAACCUGCAGAGAUAUUACCAGGAGCUCCGCGGGGAGAGGUCAAGGUUACGCCUCUGAUGCAGAAGGGAAGGAAAAGCCCCGAUAUUGAGCAUCGUGAACCGGGAUGCGUCUCACAUUUACACCGGGAUCAAUAUCUCUGAUCCAAACUACCUCAGUAAAGAGUCACUUUGUGCCAGAUUUUGAAGCAAAGCUUAGUUCCACUGAAGGAUUUGCUCUUAGCAGUUUAUUAUUUACACGUUGUAAAAGUUCUGUUCAUAUGGGUUGUUUUUAGAUGACGGUUCAGUGUUGGAGAAGUUCUGUGCCUCUUGUUGUUGUUUUUAAUAAACAAUAAUCAAAACCUGUGAAUCACGUGGUCCUGAUUCUUUAUGUGGAGUUGAGUUUUAUUAGUUUGG
Messenger RNA from Cololabis saira (Pacific saury), 7318 nucleotides. RefSeq names its product zinc finger protein 638-like. The transcript is spliced from 18 exons. The coding region runs from base 429 to 6983 and encodes 2184 amino acids. The record is from RefSeq and is a predicted model, not a curated record. Gene Ontology annotation, cellular component: nucleus. NCBI's taxonomy places the organism in Eukaryota, Metazoa, Chordata, Actinopteri, Beloniformes, Belonidae. Gene Ontology annotation, molecular function: zinc ion binding; nucleic acid binding.